AUGUCUACAGAAAAUAACAACUUUGAAAAGCCCCCACCUUUUAUAAUUAAUGGAAAUAAUAAAGUUUGUGAUGAAAAUAUUGAGGAAAAAAAUUUAGAAAAAUCUAAAAAGAAGACUGGAUUGGGGUGGUUUGUUGCUUGUUUGUUUGUGGUAAGCGAUAUGGCUGGAGGUGGAUUGGUUGCUUUGCCUACAGCAAUGAUACAAGCUGGUUUUUGGACGGGCAUUUUACUUUCAUUUUUGAUGACUUUAAUAUUUAUGUUUACAUCAAAAGCUUUGGGAAGGAAUUGGGUUAUUUUAAGAAGGAGGUGGCCUGUAUAUCAAAAACAUUGUAGACAGCCUUAUCCAGAAAUUGGAAGAAGAGCUAUGGGGAAAUGGAUGGGAAAUGUUGUCUCUAUUUGCGUUGACAUUAAUCAAUUCGGGACAACAGUUGUUUACCUCCUUCUCUCAGCAAAAAAUAUUCACGAUACUUUAAAAUCACUUUUCGAUGCAAAUAUAAGUUUUUGUGUUUUGCUUGUAAUUUUGGCUAUUUGUUUGCUUCCAAUUACUUUUUUGAAUUCUCCACAAGAUUUUUGGUUAGCUGCUGUAGUUGCUGUUACAACAACAUCUUUGGCAGUUAUCUUAAUUUGUAUCGGUUCUCUACUCGAUUUUGGAGAAUGCCGACAACACCAUUCAAUUCCUGAAUUUCAAAUUACAAAUUUUUUCUUGGCUGUAGGAACUCUUUUAUUUGCCUAUGGAGGACAUCCAGCAUUUCCAACAAUUCAAAAUGAUAUGAGAAAACCUGAAGAUUUUGAAAAAUCUUCUUUGUUGUCUUUUUCUAUUCUCUUCUGUAUGUAUACCCCAGUCUGUAUUAUUGGCUAUAUGACAUAUGGAAAUAGUCUUCGAGAAUCUGUUAUUAAUUCUUUACAACAUGUUUGGAUACAACAAAUUGUUAAUUUAAUGAUAACUUUACAUUUAAUAUUUACAAUAAUUAUUGUAAAUAAUCCUUUAAAUCAAAAAGUUGAAGAAGUUUUUAAUAUUCCACACGAUUUUGGUUGGAAAAGGGUUGUUGUGAGGACUGGAAUGAUGAUUUUAGUUUUGUUUGUUGCUGAAACUGUUCCUUCUUUUGGGCCUUUACUUGAUUUAAUGGGUAAAUUAAUUAGGUAUUUAUCCGUUUUUCCCCCCACAUUCUCUUCUGGUUAA
Messenger RNA from Meloidogyne enterolobii, 1179 nucleotides. The record is from the annotation of a GenBank genome assembly. NCBI's taxonomy places the organism in Eukaryota, Metazoa, Nematoda, Chromadorea, Rhabditida, Meloidogynidae.